AUGCCAAAAUUCUUCUGCGACUACUGCGAUGUCUACCUAACGCACGACUCCAUGUCGGUGCGCAAAGCCCACAACAGCGGCCGCAACCACCUGCGCAACGUGCAAGCAUAUUACGAGCAGAUCGGCCACGAGAAGGCCCAGUCCGUCAUCGACUCCAUCACGUCGUCGUACGCUGCCGAGGGCCAGGCCCACGCCAAUCCCAUGCUGCCCCAGAACCAGCCCGGCCUGCACGGGGGUCACGGCCUUCCACCCCCAGGUUUUCCCGCAGGCCUUCCGCCGCCGCCAUUUGCUGGUUUCCCCGGAGGUAUGCCGCCGCCGUUCCCGGGGAUGCCCGGCGCGCCUCCUCCGCCUGGUGCUGCUGGGUUCCCGCAGGUCAUACCGCCUCCCCCAGGUGGUCGUGGAAUGCCGCCUUUUCCGCCUCCAGGUCCCGGCCAUGCCAACCUCCCGCCGAUGCCGUUCCCAUUUCCACCUCCUGGAGCAGCUGGCGCGCCGCCUUUCCCCUUCCCAGGUAUGCCGCCUCCGGGUCAGUUCGCUGGUCCACCCGGCCAAGGCCCUCCUGGGAGAUAG
Pseudomassariella vexata is the source of this 567-nucleotide messenger RNA. Its product is annotated as U1 zinc finger-domain-containing protein. The transcript is spliced from 3 exons. Gene Ontology annotation, cellular component: nucleus; U1 snRNP. Lineage: Eukaryota; Fungi; Ascomycota; Sordariomycetes; Amphisphaeriales; Pseudomassariaceae. Gene Ontology annotation, biological process: mRNA 5'-splice site recognition; mRNA splicing, via spliceosome; spliceosomal snRNP assembly. The record is from RefSeq and is a predicted model, not a curated record. The coding region runs from base 1 to 567 and encodes 188 amino acids. Gene Ontology annotation, molecular function: pre-mRNA 5'-splice site binding; zinc ion binding.